Sclerotinia sclerotiorum 1980 UF-70 is the source of this 846-nucleotide messenger RNA. RefSeq lists its product as hypothetical. Gene Ontology annotation, biological process: L-cystine transport. The transcript is spliced from 2 exons. Gene Ontology annotation, cellular component: fungal-type vacuole; vacuolar membrane. The record is from RefSeq and is a predicted model, not a curated record. Gene Ontology annotation, molecular function: L-cystine transmembrane transporter activity. NCBI's taxonomy places the organism in Eukaryota, Fungi, Ascomycota, Leotiomycetes, Helotiales, Sclerotiniaceae. The coding region runs from base 1 to 846 and encodes 281 amino acids.
AUGGCAACUUCAUUCCUUCAGUUUCUUUCAUAUUUGUUCGGCUGGAUAUACACAACAUGUUGGUCUUUUUCUUUCUAUCCCCAACCAAUCUUGAACUACAAGCGCAAAUCUACAUCAGGGGCAGCAAUCGAUUUCCCCUUCCUCAACGUUAUAGGCUUCGCUGCAUACUUUGUAUCUACAGUCUCAUUCCUCUAUUCGCCGGAGAUCAGACGCGAAUAUGCUCUACGAAAUAAUGGACAUACUCCAACUGUUCAGUUCAAUGAUCUCGCUUUCGCUGUCCACGCCCUCUUUGUGUGCUGUAUCAUAAUGUCGCAAUAUCACCUAUCCAUCUGGAAAUUUGAUAAACGUGGUAAAAGAGGUCCUGGCUCUAGAAUUAGCAAAUCGAUCUUGGGUUUGGCUGUAGCAUGUAUUGCUGGGGUUGCGACUUCGGUGGUUAUUGUCAUUGCGCGAAAGGAUGAAGAUGUUGUAACAGGGUGGGCAUGGAUCGACGUGGUUUAUGUCAUAUCAUACGUCAAGCUCAUCAUCACGACGGUUAAAUAUAUGCCUCAAGUUCUCACAAAUUAUCGCAAUCGAUCCACGACUGGUUGGGCAAUAGGAGGAAUAUUACUCGACUUUUCAGGAGGAGUUUUGUCGAUUUUACAAUUAGGAAUUGAUAGUUAUCUACAAGGAGAUUGGUCAGGAGUAGCAGGCAACCCAGUGAAACUAAUGCUGGGCAAUGUGAGCAUCUUCUUUGAUAUUAUCUUCAUUGUUCAGCAUUAUGUUUUGUACAGAGGGAAUGGGCGUGAAAAACCAUUCAAUGAAGAAGACCCUCUGCUUGCGCCGGAUAGGGAGCAGAGAAUUGAUUAG